Messenger RNA from Hipposideros armiger (great roundleaf bat), 1228 nucleotides. It is a transcript of the gene CLEC5A, whose product is annotated as C-type lectin domain containing 5A. The transcript has 7 exons. Lineage: Eukaryota; Metazoa; Chordata; Mammalia; Chiroptera; Hipposideridae. The record is from RefSeq and is a predicted model, not a curated record. Gene Ontology annotation, biological process: innate immune response. The coding region runs from base 224 to 799 and encodes 191 amino acids. Gene Ontology annotation, molecular function: virus receptor activity.
GCUCCCUUUGCCAAGAACGCUCAACAGGAAGAAGUGUUUGCCCACGGAGGUGACCAAGACAGAGGCUGUGUGAACAAGGAAGGAUGUCGCCAUAGCAGAAGAGCGUAUUCUCGGGAGAAGGAGUCUCUGCCCACCUCGCAGGCAUUAGACUCCCGGGAAGGUCCCCACCUACAAACCAGCCAAGCCUUCCAGGGAGAGGGCAGGCCUCCUCAUCUCCUUCAUCAUGAACUGGCACAUGAUCAUCUCUGGGCUUAUCGUAGUGGUGCUUAAAAUUGUCGGAACGACCUUAUUUCUGCUUUAUUUCCCACAGAUUUUUGGCAAAGGUAAUGACAGCUUCAGCCCCAUAGGGAGCAACGGAACAGUCCCCCCAACUUUCAGGAGUGGUUAUGUCAGUGCCAUGCCCACGGAGAGCUCUGGGACAGUCUGCCCCAGAAGGUGGGAUUUUCAUCAAGGAAGAUGUUUUUUCCUCUCCACCUCUGAAAUGUCUUGGAACCAGAGCAGGGACUAUUGUGAAACAGAAGCAUCUACUUUGGCCAUUGUCAACACUCCCGAGAAACUGAAUUUUCUCCAGCACAUAACUGGUGCCGAGAAGUAUUUUGUUGGCUUACUAUACCAGAAUGCAGAGAAAAGGUGGCGUUGGAUCGACAAGUCCAUUUUCAAUGGCAAUGUUACCAAUCAGCAGCAGAAUUUCAACUGUGUGACCAUAGGCCUAACAAAGACAUUUGAUGCUGCAUUAUGUGACACCAAGUACCGCUGGAUCUGCGAAAGGAGUGCCGAGAAAGCGGUCGGGGCUGUCUGACAAGAACAACGAAUAUACCUAUGGAGACAGCAAGAGAGAAUAUUGACGAUUGGGACCAAUUCAAGAAAUACCGAACACCACACUACUGCGCCAGUCUUCCACAGGUUACUAGCGGAGCUUCCUAAGGCAUCCUUAGGCUAAUGCACCAGCCCCUCCACAAAUACACUUGCAUAUGCACAACUGAGGCAAACUUCCACUCUGAGUCCCCGUGGGAGUCACACCGGUGAUUCUUUUGGGAUCCACACAGGUCAUCCAGUCAAUGAUCCUUUCAUCCAUCUGUCUACUAGGAGGGGUCCAUGCCUGUUUGGGGAAAUGAGCUUUUGCAUUCCGCUUUGGGGGGCUGGAGACUAGCCAUCUCCAGAGGACAGGGUCGGUUUUAUGGAGACAAGUCAGUUGGAACAGUCGUGUCUGUUUCUAUAGAACCGAGCA